AUGGCGGAAGACAGCGUAAACCAGUGUAUUAGCGACACGGUAUCGAAUGGGUUCGCCGGCCUGUACGCGCAAAAUCAAGAUGGAAAGAUGAAGUGCACUUUCUUUAGCGAUGAAAAUUUCAUUCCUCAGGCCUCUCUAGAUGCUUUGCCACGCAUUCAUCCUGAAGAUCUUAGAGCGCAGACUGGUAUAGUUUCUUAUAUUCUGACGCCUCUUUCGGGUCUUUGGUUAGACGGGCAGCUGGGUUAUUAUAGUAAUCGUAUCCAUAGCGAGUUAUGGCAUGAUUUAUUCAUGACUGAAGGCGGUCAAGCGAGCUGCAUCUAUAGGGCUAAUGAGAGGGGCGCUGAUGGUUUUUAUGCAGUUAAUCAGGGAGGUAAACAGGCUUGCUACUUUUUCAAGUGGGAAGGCAUGAGACCCUUAAAUGAAAUUAGUACCUUCCCGGUCGUGGCAGAAGCAGACCUAACAAAACGUACAAAGUUGACAUCAUACAUCAUGCCAGAUCCUGGUUGCGUGGGCGUGGAAUACUCUGAACUUCUAGUCGAGAGCCGUAGUGCUGAGGAUGAAUGCCUUGCUGACCUGUUCAAUAGUGCAGAGAGCUUAAGCACAUGCACAGUUGACAAAACACAACUUACAACAGAUUUGCAGAUUUGCACAACAUCAUCCGAUGCAUGCGUUGCGGAUAAAGCGACGUGCGACGGAAGUCUGCAGACAUGUUUGACAAAUAAAGCAGCAAUCAGUAGCCAGCUAACAACCUGCCAGGUGCUCACAGCAAAUUUAACCACAUCGUUUAACGCAUGCGAAGCAAGCAACGGAGUCUUAGAGCAGUCAGUGGCGGAUAUUUCGGGCCAAUUGGCAACUUGUAUCACAACCUUAUUGGAUAGCACAACGGACCAUGACGAAUGCACAGAUGCGCUGAGUGUUUGUUCCACUGCAUCCGCUAAUUGCACUAUGAAUCUGAUGAGUCUAACAACUACACUUGACACAUGCUUGGCCGAUAAGACGAGCCAGGCUAAUGUGUUGGCGCAAUGUAACACAGAUUUUCAAAGCAAGGUUGCUGAGAGUGCUACUCUAGCUGCAAGUCUUCAUAUGUGUGACAGUGAACGAAGUACGCUACAACUGUCACUCACAGCAUCGCAGACGGAAGGCCAAACUUGCGCCGCCAGUUUGACUACCUGCGAGUCAGACUUGUUCACCUGUAAUGCGGAGCACGAGGUUUGUAAAUCCGCUAUGGCUCAGCGAGUGGACCUUCUGGAUGAGUUUAAAGAAUGGGACAAGCGCACGGAUGCAUGGAAUGUCGAAGCAGAAGAGCUUAACGCCAAGAUUGAGGUCCUUACCGAUCAAUUGGCUAAGGCGAGUGAGCAAGUGGAUGCCUGUGCCUGUGCAACGGAGGCUCUUGUAGAAGAUAUGGCUUUGGGUUGUAAUGCUGCAUUGCGUAAAGAAAGGGUUGGCAGAAAGGUGGAGAAUAGCAACCACCUGUUGGAGAAUAACCGAUGGUCGGAGGGGACCCAACCGCAGGAGAUUAUCAUUGUAAUUCUGACAAUCUAA
Molecule: messenger RNA, 1542 nt
Organism: Sphaeroforma arctica JP610
Lineage: Eukaryota; Ichthyosporea; Ichthyophonida
Exons: 2
Coding region: 1-1542 (513 amino acids)
Source: RefSeq, a predicted model, not a curated record